This is a messenger RNA of Hyaloscypha bicolor E, 159 nucleotides long. RefSeq lists its product as uncharacterized. The transcript has 2 exons. The record is from RefSeq and is a predicted model, not a curated record. The annotation marks the transcript as partial. Lineage: Eukaryota; Fungi; Ascomycota; Leotiomycetes; Helotiales; Hyaloscyphaceae.
GAGGCUAAAGACAAGCUCUAUGCCCUCCGCCAUGGCAAUGAUUCUUUACUGGCCUAUAUUACCAAGUUUGAACGCAUCCUAUAUAAAGCGAAUAAUAUUAAUAAAAUAUCCAGCUUUCGCAAUCGCCUUAACUCCGCAAUUCGCUCUCGUUUGGCCUAA